This is a messenger RNA of Pleurotus ostreatus (oyster mushroom), 1395 nucleotides long. RefSeq lists its product as uncharacterized. The record is from RefSeq and is a predicted model, not a curated record. Lineage: Eukaryota; Fungi; Basidiomycota; Agaricomycetes; Agaricales; Pleurotaceae. Gene Ontology annotation, molecular function: O-methyltransferase activity. The transcript has 13 exons. The coding region runs from base 1 to 1395 and encodes 464 amino acids.
AUGUCGACCCACCCCAACGACCUAAGCGCUCUUGUGAAACUCAUUUCUGACUCGGUUGCUGUCGUGACAUCCGAGUACGCGAAGGCCGGACACGCGCCCCCAGCUUUGGACUCGACGGGACAAGACCCGUUUUACUCACCUGAACUGGUUUCAGAUCAACUGAAAACCGCUAUACAGAUUACCGAAGCUGCCUGUGCACAGCUGAGCGCCACGGUGGCAAGUGCUGGUCAUGUUGUAACGAAUGUGAGCGGCUUGCAUGGAAAACUGAAGGCCGAAACGGUUUAUUCAUCUAUUUUUCCUGCACAGAAAGCGUAUAGUUUCAUGGAGCCAGUGUGCAUGCGUGUAGCCCUGGAUGCGAAAAUUACCGAUCACCUCCUUGACAAGCCCAAAGGUCUACAUGUUGGGGAGCUUGGGCGUCUCAGUGACCAGGAUCCCGGAAAGCUGGGACGGGUCCUCAGAACACUAGCGACGAAUCAUGUUUACACGGAAGUUGCACCCAACGUCUUCGCCAACAACCGCUUGUCUAUGAAAUUACUUUCGACUGAUCCUGUCUCGAGUCUUGCUCGCCAGAUGACAGAUGAAGGUUUGAAAUGCGCCGCUAUUUUGGGAGAUGUUUUCAAGGACCCUACAACAAGAAAGUCGUACCGCCAGGAAGAUUGUGCCUUCCAUCGUGCUCAUGGAGUUUCUGCUUUCGAUUAUUACGGUGCCCCCGAGCGAACAGAGAUUUUCGAGACGAUAGGGCAGGCCAUGGUCGGCUGGGCACAGGUUACAGGGAGGGCAAUGCUUCCAAAGAUCUACCCCUGGGGCAGCCUUCCUGCUAAUGCGAUUGUGGUCGACGUUGGCGGUGGCAACGGUCAUGCCACCCUUAAUUUACUUAAAGCCUUUCCAACUCUCAAAGUCAUCGUCCAGGAUACUCGCGCAGUCGCUGUACAAGGCAGAGAAUAUUGGGAGAAAGAGUACCCGAUUGCCAUUCAAGAGAAGAAAGUCGACUUCAUCGGAUUUGAUUUCCUAACGGAAACACCUGUGACAAACGGCACAAUAUACUAUCUGCGACACGUUUUACACGAUUGGGCCGACGACGACUGUCUUAAGAUCUUGAAGAAUGUAAGAAAGUCCGUAGGUCCGAACAGCAAACUGUUGAUCAAUGAAUUCGUCGUGCAAUAUAUCGCCCGCGGAGGACUCACAUCGGAAUCUCAGGCACCUGCACCAUUGUUACCCAACUACGGCGUGGCCAACAGGAGGCUCUACCAACAGGAUAUGAACAUGAUGGUCCAGUUCAAUAGUAAAGAACGUACGCUCGACGAGUUCAUCAAGUUGGGGGAAGCAAGCGGAUUUCGCUUCCAGAGGUUGUGGGAUGGUGGCGAGGCUGGCAUUGUGGAGUUCGUUCCCGCUUAG